AUGUUCGAUAAGACUAUUAUUAUUGACGGUAAAGGCCACCUUCUCGGAAGACUCGCUUCCAUCGUUGCCAAGCAACUACUCUUGGGACAAAGAGUUGUUGUUGUCAGAUCCGAGAGAAUUGAGAUUUCUGGAUCUAUGUUCAGAAAUACUUAUAGACUCAGAGGUUUCAUGGGUAAAACAAGGAGUGCUAACCCAAGAAGAGGACAUAUCCAUUAUCAUAACCCAGCAAGAAUUUUCUGGAGAACCGUCAGAGGAAUGACUCCACACAAGACUGCUAGAGGUGCUGCUGCCCUCGGUAGACUAAAGACUUUCGAAGGAGUCCCAGCCCCAUAUGACCAAAAGAAGAGAAUGGUUGUCCCAGAUGCUCUCAAGGCUAUUAGAAUUAAGGGAUUCAGAAAGACUACCGUCCUCGGAGACCUCGCUGAAAAGUUCGGAUGGACCAAGAAGGACCUCGUUGAGCAAUUAGAAGAAAAGAGAAAGCAAAGAUCUGAUGCUCAUUAUAAGAAAACAAUCAAGCAUGUUGAUUCCAAUAAAAAGAAGUCUGAGAACAAUGCUGAGGUUAAGAAGAUCAAUGAGGAAUUGGCCAACUACGGAUUCUAAUUAGCUAUUAAGGUAUAGUUCGUCAACAAAUUAUGUUUGAA
Messenger RNA from Moneuplotes crassus, 641 nucleotides. Lineage: Eukaryota; Ciliophora; Spirotrichea; Euplotida; Euplotidae. The record is from the annotation of a GenBank genome assembly.